Anneissia japonica is the source of this 627-nucleotide messenger RNA. RefSeq lists its product as uncharacterized. Bases 34 to 627 code for a protein of 197 amino acids. The transcript has 2 exons. The record is from RefSeq and is a predicted model, not a curated record. Lineage: Eukaryota; Metazoa; Echinodermata; Crinoidea; Comatulida; Comatulidae.
CCCAAAACAAAAGCUGCCCCACUCAGGGGUAACAUGAUAUCAGUUUUCACAGCCACUGCAUUAGGUGCAUCCAUCAAAACUAGCUCCCAGUCCGCCCAUCAGGCAGACGGAUCAUCCCCACUCAUUGUCAUAGGCGAAACCUCUAUUGUGUUUACUAGGGACGGCAAGGAAUUUAAAUUUGAAGGUCUUGUCGAGAAACUCGAUGUGGACGUACUCGCGGGCACCCCAUUUAUGGAGUUGAAUGACAUAGCCAUUCGUCCAGCUAGGAGACAAAUAAUUCUGGGCGACGGAACUACCUAUGUAUAUGGGUCUCGUCCUAUACAUCCUAGUCCUCCUAGCGUGCGCCGCGCAUGCGUUCUGCGAGCUCCAGAGGGAGAAACUACUAUUUGGCCUGGCGACUUUAUUGAGUUAGAUUUACCACCUGACUUCUCCCAGAAUGAUAAUGUUUUUGCUCUUGAGCCUCGUGACACUUCUGCACUUGUAAGAUCCUGGCCCCCGUACGACGUUAUUUCUAGUGUAGCUGGUAGAGUCCGUAUCCCCAAUGCCUCUGGCACCCUCGCGCGAAUGCAUUAUUGUUCCCAGAGCUGUGGUCGAUGGAUUACUCACCGCACUUCAUGUCCGCCUUGA